GCAACUUUUGCCUAUUUAAACACUUCCCGUAAUCCAAAAUAAGUACUACUUUAAACAUGUCUUUCUACACAUUCUACUACUGCUUUUUUCUCUUGUUGCUACUACAACAUCAAUUCUAUCAUGGAACAAGUGAGUUAGAAGUGAAGUAUUACUCAGCAACAUGCCCAAACGCUGAAGCUAUAAUAAAGGAAGAAGUGACAAAACUAUAUCAUGAGCAUGGAAAUACAGCCGUUUCAUGGAUUAGAAACCUGUUCCAUGAUUGCAUGGUUAAGUCAUGCGAUGCAUCAAUAUUAUUGGACGAGGAUCCAGCCGCCGGUGUAGAGUCUGAAAAAUCAUCCACCAGGAAUUUUGGGAUGAGAAACUUCAAGUAUAUAAACACAAUUAAGGAAGCUCUUGAGAAUGAAUGUCCAACAACAGUUUCUUGUGCCGAUAUUGUGGCUCUAUCUGCUCGAGAUGCUGUUCAACUGUUAGGAGGGCCAGAAAUAGAAAUGAGGACAGGACGAAAGGAUAGCCGGGAGAGUUACGCAGCAGUGGUUGAAGAAUUCGUUCCUAAUCACAAUGAUUCAAUCUCCCUCGUUUUAUCCCGUUUUCAAGCAAUUGGCGUCGACGUCGAAGGCACCGUUGCUCUUUUAGGAGCUCAUUCUGUUGGAAGAGUUCAUUGUGUAAACAUCGUAAAUCGACUCUACCCAUCUGUGGAUCCAACUCUAGACCCGGAUUAUGCUGAGUAUCUGAAGAGAAGAUGUCCAACACCAGACCCGGAUCCAAAAGCAGUGGAAUAUGCAAGGAAUGACUUAGAAACACCAAUGGUGUUAGACAAUAUGUUCUACAAGCACUUGUUGAACCACCAGGGGCUACUACUUGUUGACCAACAACUUGCCUCGGACCCGUCUACUUUACCAUAUGUUGAAAACAUGGCAGCUGAUAAUACAUAUUUUCAUCACCAGUUUGCUAGAGCUAUGAUUAUAAUGUCUGAAAACAAUCCUCUUAUGGGAGAACUAGGCGAGAUUCGUAAGGAUUGCGGCCGUUUGAAUGAUCACUAGGUUACUGUUAUUUUAUUAACUACUAGUACUAAGUAUAUACUGUAUGAAGGUACAGAAGCAUGAAACAUUGAAACACUUUUACAAGUUUAAAUUAAAUGAGGACUUACAUGCUUAAUUUCACUA
This is a messenger RNA of Spinacia oleracea (spinach), 1163 nucleotides long. RefSeq names its product peroxidase 21. The record is from RefSeq and is a predicted model, not a curated record. Bases 57 to 1040 code for a protein of 327 amino acids. Gene Ontology annotation, molecular function: peroxidase activity; heme binding. NCBI's taxonomy places the organism in Eukaryota, Viridiplantae, Streptophyta, Magnoliopsida, Caryophyllales, Amaranthaceae. The transcript is spliced from 5 exons. Gene Ontology annotation, biological process: hydrogen peroxide catabolic process; response to oxidative stress.